Messenger RNA from Frieseomelitta varia, 1500 nucleotides. RefSeq names its product insulin-like growth factor-binding protein complex acid labile subunit. The transcript has a single exon. Gene Ontology annotation, molecular function: protein binding. Lineage: Eukaryota; Metazoa; Arthropoda; Insecta; Hymenoptera; Apidae. The record is from RefSeq and is a predicted model, not a curated record. Bases 83 to 1102 code for a protein of 339 amino acids. Gene Ontology annotation, cellular component: extracellular matrix.
GAACGGUAACCCUCCAGUUGCACAUCGAGAACGCAGUGCUGACUCUGGUGUGUUCAGUGCGCGUCCAGCAUCUGAGCACACCAUGCGCUUCCUCUUGCUCGUUUAUCUCGUCUUAUCGGUCCCCGCUCGAGACGUUAACGCGGAGGAAGUGGACUGCCAGGUUUACAACCAUCUUUACGUCUGCCUGGCCAACGGCGUGCUGCACAGCGUCGCGUUCGAGGAUGUCAACGCGGUUCAAACGAUCGAGGACAUAGAGCUGCAUCUGGAGGGCCUCGGGAUCGUCGACAUAGCCAAGGACGCUUUUCUCGAAGUCAGCAACUCGUCCGCCUUGUACAUUCGUGACAACCAGUUGUCCACGAUUUCCAGACAGUAUUUCACCGAUCUGGACCAGCUGACGUAUCUGGACCUGAAGAACAACAGCAUCGCCGAGAUAGAGGACGGCGCGUUCGCUAAAUUGCGCAGCCUGGAAACGUUGCUACUCGACUGCAACAACAUCACCGUGUUCCGUGCUGGAAUGUGGAAAGGUCUCGCCGAUCUCCGCGAAUUGUACGCUACCAACAACAACGUCGUCUUGAGGAGGAACGUGUUCAGGGGUCUCAGGUACCUGGAAACUUUGGCGCUGGACUGCAACGAGAUCACAGAGGUGCCGAUCGGGACGUUCAACGGGCUACCUCACAUCGAUCUUCUCUAUCUGUCGAGAAACAAAAUUUCGUUCAUACAUCCGGAGGUGUUUCGAGGCCUUGGCGAGGUGAACGAAUUAGACCUGGGACGAAACCGACUGAGAGACGUGUCCGGUGGGAUCUUUCGACACCUGAAGAACCUAAACUCCCUGUGGCUCAACGGCAACCAGAUCGUCACGCUGAAGGCCGACACUUUCGUGGGACUUGACAAUUUGUUGCUCCUGUUUUUGAACAGCAACGAGCUACACUUCGUCGACAUGUCCGCCUUCGCCAAAAUGAGGAACGUCACCAUCGAUCCGGGCUUUAAGGUUGCCGGGACAACGAUGGAUGCCAUUUGGAAAGUGCAAGGACGAUUCCGAUGCAACAACGUCGAGUAUCAGUUGCCGUACGAGUGCGCAGAGAUUGAGUCUCGGGUCUAUUGACACAGAUUGCAGAGUGAACAAUGUCGCUUCGUUAUAGAAACGCGGGUCUAUAUCCAUUUACAGCAGUGAAAAUGAAUUCGAACGUGAAAUUGUUAUCGAUCUCUCUUCUCCCUCUCUUCUCACUCUGUUUCUUACUUUCGUAAUCUCACGACACGUCAUUCGAGAAAUUUUUACUUAUUACGGAGAGAGUAUCUUUUCGCUGUCCAUUCGCAACAGUGGAAAGAAUGAAUUCGAGUCUUCUUAUUGACGAUAAUUUUUGUAACCAUUGACAUUGUCGUUCGAGAAAUUUUUUUUAGUCAUGUACAGUAUAUAAUUCACCAAUGAUUCAUGUAUGUAUAUGUACGUUGACAAUGAUUUUAUGUAAAGUAUUGGAAAAUAUACCUGCCGAGAUACAACGA